Lycium ferocissimum is the source of this 996-nucleotide messenger RNA. RefSeq names its product dehydration-responsive element-binding protein 1E-like. NCBI's taxonomy places the organism in Eukaryota, Viridiplantae, Streptophyta, Magnoliopsida, Solanales, Solanaceae. Gene Ontology annotation, molecular function: DNA binding; DNA-binding transcription factor activity. The transcript has a single exon. Gene Ontology annotation, biological process: regulation of DNA-templated transcription. Bases 152 to 910 code for a protein of 252 amino acids. The record is from RefSeq and is a predicted model, not a curated record.
AACUCUCAAAGCCUCAAAUCACCAACAAAUCAACAACAAUAACAUUCUCUUAGUCAUAGCACUUUACUCACUACAAAGUUUGAAUAGUAUUGACUAUUACAACAGUAGCAACUAUUUCAAGAAAACAAGUAGUUUCUUCUACUAUCCAUAGAUGAAUUAUAAUAACACGAUCUUGUGCAUGUCAGAUGCAAAUUCAGCAAACCUGGAGAGAGAUCACUUGCAGGAAACAUCAUCACCUUCAGCUCAAGAUGAAGGAGUAUUCCUACUAGCUUCGAGCAGACCGAAAAAACGUGCUGGAAGGAAGAAGUUCCAGGAAACUCGCCACCCCAUUUAUAGAGGAGUGAGGAGGAGGAAUAAUAACAAGUGGGUAUGCGAGCUACGUGAGCCUAGUCGACAGAAAAGAAUAUGGCUAGGAACAUACCCUACUCCAGAAAUGGCGGCUCGAGCUCAUGAUGUUGCUGCAUUAGCACUUAGAGGUAAUCUAGCCACUCUGAACUUCGGUGACUCGCGUUGGAGGUUGCCAGUGCUAGAAUCGAAGGACCCCAAAGACUUACGCCAGGCUGCUGUGAAAGCAGCCGAGGCGUUCCGUCAGGAUCCUGAGUUAGUUGGAGUUGACUACAUGAGUGAGGAAGUCACUUCCAGUACUGAAGAAGUAAAGUACCAAGAGAUUGUUGUUGGUGGAGAUAAUGAGAGUGGCAGUGAUUUUAGCUCGAAGGCAUUACAUAUGGAUAUGGAGAACAUCUUAUGUUGUAAUUGGGGAGAAAAUAAUGAGAUGUCAGAGAUGGAAGCAUGGCGAGAAAAGAUGUCAGAGGGGCUUUUAUUUUCGCCAACUCCACGUUUAGGUAGUUAUUUCAGUUGGGAUGCCGUGGAAAGUGAAGUCGAAGUGUCAUUGUGGAGUUAUAGUAUUUGAUACUAAUAUAGGAAUAAUUGGAUUUAGCUUCGCUAGCUAGUUAGUCACAAGCUAGGAGUAGCAUUUUUUAUUUUUAUUUUUUAAAA